Molecule: messenger RNA, 984 nt
Organism: Hibiscus syriacus
Lineage: Eukaryota; Viridiplantae; Streptophyta; Magnoliopsida; Malvales; Malvaceae
Product: ER lumen protein-retaining receptor erd-2.2-like
Exons: 4
Coding region: 158-847 (229 amino acids)
Biological process (GO): protein retention in ER lumen
Cellular component (GO): membrane
Molecular function (GO): ER lumen protein retrieval receptor activity
Source: RefSeq, a predicted model, not a curated record
UUUUCCUUAAUUAAACACGAAAACUAUAAAAUCAAAUCCCAAAGCGCAAAGAUUUCAUUAACGUUAUACUAACAUUUCCUGAUUGGCGCAUUUCCCCCAUUUUCCCACAUUUUCUCUUUCUUUCCCGGGAAAACGAGAAAUAAAUAAACAAGACGACAUGAGGGCAGAGAAGAAGCUGAUCCAGGCCGUAACAAUGUGGAUGAGGCGACAACCGCCCAAGGUGAAGGCUCUCAUGGCGCUGGUAUCGGGGAUUUCGGCGCUCCUUUUUCUCCGAUUCAUCGUGCAUGACCAAGACAAUCUCUUCGUCGCCGCCGAGUCUGUCCACUCCCUCGGAAUUUCUGUCCUCAUCUUUAAACUCACGAAAGAGAAGACUUGUGCUGGACUAUCACUGAAAUCCCAAGAACUAACAGCUAUAUUUUUAGCUGUUAGGCUGUACUGCAGCUUUUUCAUGGAGUAUGAUAUACACACCGCACUUGAUUUAUCGACAUUGGCUACGACCUUGUGGGUUAUUUACAUGAUCCGUUUCAAACUGAAGUCCAGCUACAUGGAAGACAAGGACAACUUUGCCAUUUCCAAUGUUGUUCUCCCUUGUGCUGGACUAGCUCUGUGUAUUCAUCCAUCAACUUCUCAUAAUCUUGUGAACCGUAUUCUCUGGGCAUUCUGUGUAUAUCUGGAAGCCAUCUCAGUUUUACCUCAGCUGCAAGUGAUGCAAAAUACUAAGAUUGUUGAGCCUUUCACUGCUCAUUAUGUAUUUGCAUUGGGUAUUGCAAGGUUCCUCAGCUGUGCCCACUGGGUUCUCCAGGUUAGAUCUUUUGACGAGAAGUUGUACGUGAUUGGUUUAGGUUAAAUUUUUAUUGAUGUUUAGCAAUGCUGAAAUCUAGACCCACUUUGAGUAUUUAUUUUUGUAAAAUUUAUCCACUUUGGAAAUAAUAGACAGCUUGAGCAUGCAUGAUGUAUGGUCCUGAAGUUCGAACUGGAUGCCAU